AUGGGUUGCUGUAGCCACUUCAAUUUCCUCUUCCUCUGUUUUCUUCUUAUCUUGUCCAACAUCAUCUCCACCUCCAUAGCCAAGAAAUCUUCUUCUUCACAUCCACCUAUCAAAACCCUGGUUCUUCCUGUAACCAAGGUCCACUACUAUCCAGGACCAGACCAAUAUGUCAUUAAGAUCAAACAGAGGACCCCUCUGCUUCCCAUAAAGCUAACCAUAGAUCUUGGCCUUGACAACCCUUUUAUGCAUUGUGACCAAGCCUAUGUCUCUUCCACUUAUAAGCCUAUAAAUUGCAGCUCACCUGUUUGCUCUUAUGCCAACUAUCCAUUCGAGUAUUGUUCCAACUGUCCCAAUGGUGGUGUACUUAAUACUCCGGGCUGCCACGAUAACACUUGCCAGGCCUAUAGCAUCAAUAAUAUUAGUGGGAGACCAGGUAGUGGUGAGUUAUUCCAAGACAUCGUCUCUGUCAAGUCCAUCAAUGGCCGGUCUGUUUCUGUGCCUAACUUCCUCUUCAUUUGCUCCCACACCGGCUCGUUGCUUAAACUUGCUAAUGAUGUCCAAGGUAUGGCUGCUUUUGGAGUGAGCAAUAUUUCAUUCCCUUACCAAUUUACCGCAGCUUUUGGACUGGAAAAGAAGUUUGCAAUUUGUUUGAGCCCCUCGGAAAAAUCUAAUGGUGUCAUCUUCUUUGGGAAUGGACCUUAUGUUCUGCAACCUGGAAUUGAUGUUUCCAUGUCUCUUACCUAUACCUCUCUCAUCACAAACUACUUUGUUAAGGAAUAUUACCUUUUAUUGAAGGCUAUCAAGAUCAAUGGCAAGUUUGUUCCUUCUGAUAAAUGGCAAUACAAGCUAACCUUCGACUACGAUAAGGGUGGCAAUGGUGGAACAAAGAUUGGCACUCUCCUUCCCUACACUGUCAUGGAGAGCGACAUAUUUUCUUCUGUCGUUGAUGAAUUUGUGAAAGCAUUGGGCAAGAACAUCCCGAGAGUAGCAAAUGUGGCUCCAUUUGAUGUUUGCUUUAACUCAACUGGCAUUGCUAGAUCACGCCUGGGCCCGGCUGUGCCUACCAUUGAACUUGUGUUUCAGAACAAAGCAGUUUGGAAGAUAUUUGGAGCUAACUCCAUGGUUCAAGCUGCCAAGGAUGUCAUGUGUCUUGCGUUCGUAAGUAAAAAGGAAGGUUUCUGGUCGACGGCUGCAAUUGAGAUUGGAGGUUAUCUAUUGGAAGACAAUCUUAUUCAGUUUGAUCUAGAUAAUAACAGAGUUGGAUUCAGCUCUUCUCUACUCUCCAAACAAACUUCUUGCUCCAACUUCAAGUAUACAAAUCAUGCUUAA
Ziziphus jujuba (common jujube) is the source of this 1329-nucleotide messenger RNA. RefSeq names its product probable aspartic proteinase GIP2. Gene Ontology annotation, molecular function: aspartic-type endopeptidase activity. Lineage: Eukaryota; Viridiplantae; Streptophyta; Magnoliopsida; Rosales; Rhamnaceae. Bases 1 to 1329 code for a protein of 442 amino acids. The transcript has a single exon. Gene Ontology annotation, biological process: proteolysis. The record is from RefSeq and is a predicted model, not a curated record.